Messenger RNA from Chlamydomonas reinhardtii, 3458 nucleotides. RefSeq lists its product as uncharacterized. Bases 148 to 2748 code for a protein of 866 amino acids. The record is from RefSeq and is a predicted model, not a curated record. The transcript has 2 exons. Lineage: Eukaryota; Viridiplantae; Chlorophyta; Chlorophyceae; Chlamydomonadales; Chlamydomonadaceae.
GGUGAUUACAGGACAGGCAGCGACAGUCUCCCGUUUCACAAACUUUCUCUAGGUGCUUUUCCUCCUUGAUGUGAAGUAUGGACAUAUCGACGAAACAACAAUUUCGAGCACUCCUUGAGCUCGCACUGUCGGCUUUGUGCUGGUGAAAUGGAGGGCCCUGCCCAGCCUGGCCCCCCAAACGCAGCAGGCUGUCGCUGGGAGAGGCUCCCGCUGCUGGCCCAGGCGCUCGUUGCGUCCCACGCCGGCGUCCGCACGGCCGCCGCCGACCUCGCGCGCUGCAGCUGGGCCUGUGCGGAGGCGGUGCGCGCCGCGCUCGCCUCCCCGCAGCACCUGGCGCGGGCGGUGCGCGUGGACCGCGGCCCCUCCGCCCCGCUGUUGGGAUGGCUGCUGGAGCACGGCCCCGCCAUGCAGGCUGCGGGGCUCACGCCAUCCUUCAUCCGGGCCACUGCGCGGCACAUGCUUCAGCUCUAUGAGGUGCAGGAGGACUUCUUCGGCGACGGCCUGAAGGCGCUGGGCGCGGCGGCGCUGCGGCGGCACCGCGACGCCGCCGCCGCUGAGCUCGCCGACGUGCUGCAGGGCAGCUCGGCGUGGAUGGCGGCGGCGGCCUACACGGUGCAGCCACUGCUCGACACCGUGGGCGGCUGCGAGGCGGCGGCGCUCCGCCUGCUGUGCCUCCUGCAGCAGCAGCAGCAGCAGCAGCAACCACCACACGAGGACGAGCCGCCGCCGCCGCCGCAGCAGCAGCAGCAGCAGCGCCGAACCCUGGGCUGGGAUUUCGUGGACGCCUGGGAUGAGGACUGGGCGGCCGGCGCGGCAACCUACCUGGCCGGCCGCCUGGCGAGCGAGGCUGCCGCCGCGGCCGACACUGCCGUCGCCGCCGCCGCUGACCCGGCCACGGGCACGGCCGCCUCCGCCGCCGCUGCCGCCGCCGCUGCUUCCGCCGCCGCCCUGUCGCACCAGGUGGGCGAGCUGCUGUGUGGUGCCUGCGCCCAGGCGCCGGCGGUGGCGCUGGCGCUGGCGGGGCAUGCGCGGCUGCUUGGCGUGGUGGCGGCGCGCGCGCCUGGCGCCCUGGGGCGGGUCUUGGACGCCGCUUGCGAGGCGGGGCGCGAGGAGGUGGUGCUGCAGCUGCUGCAGCACCAGCCGCUGGAGCAGCACCUGCUGCGCUGGUUGGGCAGCAGCAGGGCGGCGGCGGCGGCCCACGGAGGGGGGGUUCACUGGGACGACGCGCGGGUAGCCGCGCUGGCUCGGCAGGCCGCGGACUGGCUGCUACGCCGCGAAGGCGAGGGCGAAGCGGCAGCCGCGGCGGCGGCGGCAGCGUCUGAGACGGCGGCGGCGCCUGAGGCAGUGGAGGGCGCUGGCGCUGCCGCCGCGCAGCCGCCGCCAAAGCCGAAGCCUCCGCCGCCUCCGCCGCCGGCGACUGGCCUGGCAGAGGCGCUGCUGGCGGCGCUGGACUGCAGUCGGGCGGCGGUGUUGGAGGCGCUCACUGCCCACGGGCGCUUCCUGGCCGCUGCAUUGGCCCAGAUGCCGCUCCUGACGGCAACGCCAGGCGGCGGGGAGCGCCUGGGCGCGGCGCUUGUGUCAGGCUACCGCCGGCCUCCCACCCGACACAUGGCGGCGGCGGUGCUGUCGCGUCGGCAGUGCCUGGAUGCCGCGGUCGCGCACGCGCCCGGGCAGCUUGGGGCGGUGCUGUCGCUGGCGAUCGGGUCGGGCCGCAUGCAGGACGCCGGGAUGCUCGUGGUGCGGCCGGACCUGCUUGAUGCGCUGGUGGCCGGCGGCGAGGAGUGUGCCAGACACCUGGUGCGGGCGCUGGACUGCGCCGCCACGCAGCGGCCGUGCUCCAUGCUGGAGGCGCUGCUGUCGCACGCGGGGUUCGUCGGCUUCAUGGCGGCGACGGAGGGCAGGGCGGAGGAGCUGGGCGAGGCGCUGGAGGCGGCGUGCCGCACCGGCCACGGCGCCGCCGUGCGGCUGAUGGUCGGCAGCGGCGGCGCCAUGGCGGCGGUGCUGGGCCGCUGCCCGUGCCUGGCGCUCUCGGCCUUCCUGCAGGCGUGCGAGCGCGGCAAUGCGGAGGCGGUGGCGGCGAUGGCGGGCCACGGCCCGCUGCUGGCCGCCUUUGUGGCGCGCGCGCCGCAGGACCUGGGCAAGGGCCUGGCGCGGGCGUGCGAGCACCAUCACGGCUCGGUGGUGCGCGUGCUGCUGCGCCAGCCCGCCUACCUGGCCGCCGCCGCCACACACGCGGUGGAGCAGCUGGGCGAGGCGCUGCGGUACGCGGCCGCCGUCGGCAAGGGCGAGUGCGUGCGGCUGCUGGUCGGCAGCGACGUCUUCAUGGGCGCGGUGCUGGCGGGGGCGCGGGAGCGGGCGGGCCUGGCGUUCCAGCAGGCGUGCGGCUCGGGCUGCGAGGAGGCGGUGGCGGCGCUGCUGGCGCACGGGCCGCUGAUGGCCGCCCUGGUUGCCCACGCGCCGGAGCAGCUGGGCGAGGGCCUGGUGGCGGCGUGUGCUCGGGGCCGGCCGGCGGUGGUGCAGAUGCUGCUGGCGCACGGCGGCCUGGCGGCGGCGGUGCGCGGGCACGCGGCGCCGCUGCUGCUGGAGGCGGUGGCGCGGGCGCGGGAGUAUGGGCACGUGUCGCUGGUGCAGGCGCUGGUGGAGUACCGGCUGGUGGGGGGUGCGGCGCGGCAGCUGCUGCCGGCUGCAGUGCAGCUGGGGUCGCGGUUGCGUACUAGGUGUGGCAGGUUGAUAAGAACUAGGAGCUAGUAGGUUGUGGAGCUGCUAUCUAACACAGGAUAGGCCGGCCAGCGCGGCGCGGCAAAUCGGAGGUUUGACGGCAAGCGGUUGCGUUGUGAGGUGUAAAUCCUGACGCUUCCCUGCGCAUGCCAUGAGACUGGGUCUUCGUGAGGCCGUUAUAUUGUGUGAGAGGGGUAUCCGGGGGGGGGGACAAUUCUUUCGAAUCUCAAAAUCAUUUAUCCUGUUGUUUUGUGUGUGUGUUUGGGGGGGGGGCGUCAGGCGGGGCACCGCACGCAGAACACCCGCCUGCGCCCGCUUGUGCGCAGACCGGGAACCAGGUGUAUCACCAUUUACCCUGCAUGGGCAUGCCGUGCGUGUGUAUGUGCGUGCAUGCGUGCAUUCAUACGAGUGAAGGUAUUGGCCAUUCCACCUGCUCAACAAGGUUUCAUUGCAAGUAUAAAUCUGUACAUAUUACAUAAGCAUGUGGUAGUGGCGGGAUCAGCCGAGAAUGUGUAGGUGUGGCUGAUAUGCGGCAUCCGGUGCAGAAGGACGCGUAGGUCACGUUGAGGGCGUGGAUAACAGCGUGGGUUAGGUACAGCAUAGCGGACCCACGCGCAGGUCGAUGUGACCAGAGCUGGCUGGGAGCCGCUACGGUAGCAAACAUGAGCGCGAGGAAAGGAGUGGCGAAAGCACGUCAAGAAGUGAGAGGCAGGAGGCUUGGCGUGUAAGGGUGCUCUCGC